Messenger RNA from Helobdella robusta, 1809 nucleotides. RefSeq lists its product as hypothetical. Bases 1 to 1809 code for a protein of 602 amino acids. NCBI's taxonomy places the organism in Eukaryota, Metazoa, Annelida, Clitellata, Rhynchobdellida, Glossiphoniidae. Gene Ontology annotation, cellular component: membrane. The record is from RefSeq and is a predicted model, not a curated record. The transcript is spliced from 8 exons.
AUGGGUUUGUUUGUGCUAAUAUCAAAAGAUACGAGCCUCCAGUUGAUGGAAGAAUGGAACGCGGCGAGGAGGAGAGCAGAUAGCUUGGAGUCGAAGAGCAAGAAGGAUGGAAAAAAGAUGAAAGAAGUCAUCACCAACAGAUACCAGAGAUUGUACGAGGCAGAGGAGAUAGAGAACGAGCAAGAGAGGAAGCUACUGAAGGACACUCACCGCAUACGUGUCCAGGCGCUACUCAAUCAGCAGAAACAGGGCGUCUACAGCAAGCUCCUCCAAGCCAUCAACGAUCCCAAACCUAAGCGCAAAGACAUAGCAAAGACCCUGCAACACUACAUCAAACUUCUACACAAGGAGAGGUUGCAGACACUCAACGGUUACAAACAGCAGGUGAAAGAUGACCCAUCACUGACCAAGCAAGCCGCUAUCCAGGCCUCAGUGUCUCUCGUGUCGCAGAACAAUCAGUUGCACGAGGCGGUUGCUCUACUAGACAAGGUCUCCAACUCAGUCAGCAAGGCCUUCCUGUCUGUGGACGUUAAAGAAAUCAGAAAAAUUAGUGUUGAGAACAUGAAUGGAAACAUUAAUAAAGAAAAAUUGGCCGACAAGAAGGGUGAUGACGAAGACGACGACGACGAUGAUGACGAUAAUGAUGAUGAUGAUGAUCAGAGUGAAGAAGAUGAUGAUGAAGAAGACGAUGAAGAUUUCGAAAGUAACAAGAGGGAUGACGAUGAUGAUGAUGAAGAUGAGGAGGAGGAUGAUUACGACGAGGCGGAAAAUGAUGACGACGACGAUGAAGAAGAAGAUGAUGUCAAAGAUGAUGGUGAUGACGAUAAUGAUGAUGAUUCAUUAUCAGAUGAUGACGACGAUGAAGGAGAUGUCAAAGAUGAUGAUGAUAAUGAUGAUGAUGAUUCAUUAUCAGAUGAUGACGACGAUGAUAGCAAGUUAUCAAAUAGAGAUAUCACUGAUGAAGAGAGCAACGAGGACGAUGAGAAUCCCAGCAAAGAUAAGAAAAGCAAGGAUGAUGAUGAAGAAGACGAUGAUGAUGAUAAAAUGAUGAUGAUGAGUGACGAACCUCGCAGAAGAGACAACGAGGAGUCAGACUCUUCGGACAGUGAGGAUUCGAAGAGCAAAGAUAAAAGCUUCGAUAGUGACGACAGUGACUCAGAAAAUGGAUUCAAAAAAGUGGAUCUAGACGAGGGCCCAGCCACAAAUCCACCAUUCAGCGCGGACCCCUUAAAACAAAAACCCGUCGACCAAGUGGUUACUACCACCACCACCACCACCACAACCGGCCCGACUACAAGAUGGGCUGCAGCUUCUGACAUCAAUCAAAUACUGGACGAUAUCGUCAGUGAUAGCGUGAUGCACAAUGACGAAGGCAAGAGUGCGGCGAGUGAUGAUGCUGAUGAUGAUGAUAGCGUUGAUGGCGACGAUGAUGAUGACGACGAUGAUGGUGAAGAUGCAUCGAUUGAGAGAGAGUACAACCAGGGGCUCGGAGCUGAUUAUUUGAAGAAGGAUACUAUUGGCGUCGAACAGGGAUCUGGCUACAACCCGAACUUCGGGGCCGCCAUUCCUCUAGGGGUGGCCGUGGGUACCCUCACAGUGGCCAUUGUCAUCGUCGUUGGCGUCCUCAUCAUGCGUCGCCGUGGCAACGGCUUCUAUAGCAACAACGGCAGGAUGGAAGGGGAGAGAGCAGAAAAUGAUGCUCUGAAUGUCAGUCCGGAAGAACAACACGUUGCCAGCAUGCAGGUCAAUGGUUACGAGAAUCCAACCUACAAGUACUUCGAGCGCUACCAGCAACCGGCCAAGGCUUAA